This is a messenger RNA of Auanema sp. JU1783, 321 nucleotides long. The record is from the annotation of a GenBank genome assembly. Lineage: Eukaryota; Metazoa; Nematoda; Chromadorea; Rhabditida; Rhabditidae.
UUGGCCUUUCCUCGUUCUGUGAGCUUUCCUUCUUGUCGAGCUUCUCCUUCUCCUCCCACUCCUCAAACGGUGAAUAAAAUUUUUUCCAUUUCUCACAUAACCAUGAAGUGUCUGGUUCUUCUAGGGUUAUGUCUGCUUUGUUUGAUCUCAUCGACGGUCGCGGAUUAUGAAUCAUCUGUUAUCCGAACGCCAACAAAGCGUCGAAUGCUUUUUCGUGUGCCAUUCAUGAUGAAUCCAGAUAAUGAGCAAUUGUCUCGCAUCUUCCGCCAGGCUUUUGGAGAACAAAAACAGAAAAAACUCAGCGCAUUCUUCGAUUAUUGA